Messenger RNA from Alternaria incomplexa, 1140 nucleotides. RefSeq lists its product as uncharacterized. The record is from RefSeq and is a predicted model, not a curated record. Lineage: Eukaryota; Fungi; Ascomycota; Dothideomycetes; Pleosporales; Pleosporaceae. The transcript has a single exon. The coding region runs from base 1 to 1140 and encodes 379 amino acids.
AUGGAGCGCACACCCCAGGCACAACAGUCUGAGGCUGAGGCCGAGGCAAUCGUACGGUCCUACUACAAGAGGAUUCAUAGGUUUGCUGUCGAAGCAUACCAACUUGCCGAAGCUAGAUCUAGCCGCAGCCUACUCGCACGUUCCGAAUACUGGUGUGGCCGUGGCUGCGGUGGUUUGCGCGAAUGGGAUGCUGCUGUGAGCCACUUCACGUCUGCCGUGAACAUGGAUUUGUCAGACGUCUUUUUCAAGGGUUUGCCACGUCAGCAAAGAGGUCUACUGAAGACUGAGAGGGAGGAUGUCGACUUCCUACUCCAGAGCGUAACACAACGUUACAACGAAUGGAUUCUAAACGGAGGAGCGCAUAAAGCCGUCGAUGAUCAAGGAGCAAGCCCCAGUCCUACCGAGGUUGUUCGAGAACAGGCACUGAAGGGACCGCGUUGGAGGCCACAUCAAGAACACUUUGUCUAUCUGGCAGAGCAACAGUGUAGUACAGAAGGGUCUUCCGACAGACAGCUUAGCCACCUUCGAUCAAGUGAACACCCAGGUGUUUCCUUGAAUGAGAAGGAUAUGGCAGCUGCUGAGGAAAGGCUUAAUCUGAAGGACGAUAAACAAGGGAUUCGAAACACAUUCAACGCCGAUGAGUGGUACUAUGUCAUCCGCGGCCACAAGCCCACCAAGAAACGUACGGAUCGCACCGAGCAUAGUAGUGCUAGAGAUCGAGGCUACCAAAACAGCAGACCAUCCAAGCUUCCACCAUCCGUCGCAUCAACCCAUUCCAGAAGCGUCUCUUCACUCGAACCCUCUCAUGACCUACGCAACGCACUCGACACUGCAGGCUACGAAAGCGUCGGAGCCCCACCAUCGCUCGUCGGAAGUGGCGGAUCGCCUUCAUCUGAGGGAGAGCGCGGACUGCCAUCACCUACGGCAGGGUAUUCACAAGGCCGUCGCAACAUGAAGUUGCCGGCUAUAAGCACAAGCGCAAUACGGAAAGACCCUAGGCUUGGUCAGGCCGUUCUGGGCUCCCUCUCGCCGACAGACGUGGAGGUAGACGAUAUCCAUACUGGGGAUGAGACAGGGGAAGUUGGGUCCGGCAAGAGUAUGGUCGCAUCGGCGGGGAGGGAUUUGUCGGCAACUUAUUAG